Molecule: messenger RNA, 312 nt
Organism: Elephantulus edwardii (Cape elephant shrew)
Lineage: Eukaryota; Metazoa; Chordata; Mammalia; Macroscelidea; Macroscelididae
Gene: RETNLB
Product: resistin like beta
Exons: 3
Coding region: 1-312 (103 amino acids)
Cellular component (GO): extracellular region
Molecular function (GO): hormone activity
Source: RefSeq, a predicted model, not a curated record
AUGAAGCUUGCCUUUUGUCUCUUCCUGCUCAUCCUCCUUCUCCAGCUGAUUAUCCCAGGGGAUAUGCAGUGUUCCUUAGAUGCAGUCGUGGAUGAAAAGAUAAAUGCAGCUCUCAGCAAACAGACAAAGAAGCUCACAUGUACCAGCAUCAUUCUCAGUGGCAAACUGGCCUCCUGCCCUACAGGGUCUGCUGUCACCAGUUGUACCUGUGGCUAUGGCUGUGGCUCCUGGGUUGUGCAGAAUGGAAACACGUGCCACUGUCAGUGCAAUGUGGUGGGCUGGACCGCAGCCCGCUGCUGCCACCUGUCCUAA